AUUGAUCCCAACUGACUACUUUUUCCCCCCCCUAAUUCUGGAAUUCUCUUGCAGUUUGCUGCAAGUUCGAAAGGCAAAACUCCUUACUCCCCGUUCUUGGCGGCAAGAGUGGACCAACUCCCACAUCCGGCCUUGCGUGUCCCAAUUUCCAACCUUUUUUCCUUUCUCCCCCCGCUCUUCCCUUCCAAUUUCACCCACAACAAGGGGAAAAGUCGAUCUUUCUUGAAAAUCAUUGAUUAAAUUCCUAUACGCAUUGACGGCUUCCCCUAAAACCCUUGGAAAGUAUCAGCCCCCUUUUCAUGAUAACGUGCACGACUUUGCAUCCGUGAGCGAUUUUGCAUUUUUCUUCUCCGAACACCGCCCGUUGCCGUGGUGUCUUCUCUUCCGACUCGCACACUCCAUGUCCGAAUAGCUCCGUGCGUAUCUGUUCGAUCUUAGGGAUUUUACGUGCCCACAUUCCUCCGGUCUCGCCAAGGAUUCUUCCAAAUGAGUUAUCAACAACCGGACAUGUAUCACGAUCCUUCCGCGCGUUCCCCUGGCUCCCAGCGGCAUCAACAACCCCUCCACCGCCAGCCUUCGCGCCAGUUUGAUGCUUAUGGUGCUAUGCCUGUAAACCUGUAUGAAGAUCAGAUGGCUCGGUACGAGUCUGCUAGGUUGGAGCGGUUAAACCCACCCAUGCAAAACAACAACUCCUACUCUUACGAUCUGUCCGGAUCGCAGACCUGGAACCCAAAUGGCUUUGCCAACGCUCAAACCCUUGGUGGCAUUCGGUCGGCUUCCGCCAGCCUGAAGCCUGCCGCUCGAGGACGCACUGCGUUGCCUACGACUUGGCUUGAUCAGCAACCGGGAAUGCCUAAUGCCUUCUCCAACCUGGGCCCCGGUCCCAUCCAGAGCAGCGCGAUGCGCCCGGAAGCAUCGGCUUCAUCCGAGGGCGAUGACGAACUCAUCCCGACUGCGAUCGUCAUCAAGAACAUCCCAUUUGCCGUGAAGAAGGAACAGUUGGUGCAGCUGAUGACCGAGUUGAAUCUGCCCUUGCCCUAUGCCUUCAACUACCACUUUGAUAACGGGGUGUUCCGUGGACUGGCUUUCGCCAACUUCACUUCUGCCGAGGAGACCGCCACCGUGAUCGACGUGCUGAACCACUUUGAACUCCAGGGCCGGAAACUGCGUGUCGAGUACAAGAAGAUGCUGCCACUGCAGGAACGCGAGCGGAUUGAACGGGAAAAGCGAGAGCGUCGCGGCCAGCUGGAGGAGCAGCACCGUCCUAUGCCUUCCCAACUGCACACUCAGAGUUCUAUGACUUCGUUGAACUCGCACAUUCCAGCUACCUCGCCUUCACCUGUGUCACAGCGUGGUGGUGUUAGCCACGGCCAGAAAUUGGACGUCGACUUGAAUGAUGGCCAAACUCUUCAAUACUACUCUCAGCUCCUUUUAUUCAAGGAAGACACCACCCGCGAUUCCGUGUUGUUCCCCUCGAACUUGACUCCUUCCCAGCGACGCACGGUUCACACCCUGGCUCAUAACAUGGGGUUGGCCCAUGCCUCCCGCGGAAGUGGAGAUCAACGCCAGGUCCAGGUACUGAAAGUCGCUGCUGGCACCAAUGUGAGCCCACCGUUGCAGCCUAUUCCUCCCGCCGGACAGUCCGACAGCUCUCGCCGCGGACUGAACCGUGCCGCCACCAUUGAUUUUAGUGAGGCUCGUAACGAAGCCGGUCAAGGGGCUUUUAACACCCUUCGUGGGCAGACAUCGGGUUUCCUCGGUGUGCUGGACUCCCCCGGCAACUUUGCCAACACCCAGAACCUCCGUGCCGCCAAGUCUUUCGCCGACUUGCGCUCCUACACCCCUUCCCCCGUUCCUUCCUCCGCUAGCUUCCCCGCCGCGUUGCAGUCCAACGGCACUCGCCUCCAGUACGACGGCACCCCCACCGGCGCCUCCAACACCCCUACUCUCACCUCCGCGCCUUCCGGCUCUUCUCUCGGCAUGCAGCGUGACGAUAAUCUGUUGGUCAACAGUCUGGGCGGCCUUUCACUGGGUACGGGCAUCGGAGGCCCGAACUCGAGCCCCCGACGAUUGCGUGGUAUGUUCUCCUGGGACCAGGACAGCCAGCCCUCUACAACAGGCGCCAUUGGUAGCAACCGUGGAAUGGGAGUCGGAUUUGACACCGCUCAGCAGGAGCGCAUGCCGAUUCGCCAGCCUCGUGGACCGACCCCCGAGAAGCCCGGUUUCCGUCGCCAAGGACACCAGGCUCGCGGCAGUGAUGAGCUACGCGCCAGCUCCGGCGUCGAGAUCAUCGUGGAGUAAUUCUUUUACGAAAUGGCGAUCCCCCACCCUGUUUUUUGCCAUCCGACUGCUUUGCCGAGACGAAUACGAACUUGUAUCACGAGGCCUUCUGCGAAAUUACCGGCUUACGAUUCGAUGAGGGAUGACGAGAUGACAACCAAAAAAAAAGACCAGAAAAAAUCCUUUGUUUCGCUGAUCCAGCCAAGUUUAGACUUAUUAUUUGGGGCAGCCCAGCAAUCACCCACACCGUUGGAACGAUAUGUGAACUUUUCCCCCAGAAACUCGCCAUGGGUCCUCCUGUUUUUUUUCAUUUUUCGAGUAAACUCUGGCUCUUUCUAUUCUAUUUAUUCUGUUUUGCGGGCGCCGUUGCAUGCAAAUCCCAUGGCUUGUUUUGUGUUCCCACGCUGGAGCGGAUCAUGACCCCGCCGCUUGGUACGGGACGCAUACGAAGAAUGACCAAAAGACCCUGCCGCUGGUAGGAAACGACAAUAUCAGCAUCUGCAUAUUCUUGCCUGUUUAGUGUUGUACAUGGGCGACUCGCAUCUAAUGUUGUUCUAGCCCUUCCUUCUUCUUUCUUUCUUUUAUGGCCUGAUCUCCUAAUACAACCUCAUGUCAGCACUUUUGACUGGCUUGGCCUCGGAGAUGGCCUUUAUACGCC
This is a messenger RNA of Penicillium pulvis, 2938 nucleotides long. RefSeq lists its product as uncharacterized. Gene Ontology annotation, molecular function: mRNA binding. The transcript has 3 exons. Lineage: Eukaryota; Fungi; Ascomycota; Eurotiomycetes; Eurotiales; Aspergillaceae. Gene Ontology annotation, cellular component: cytoplasm; nucleus. The record is from RefSeq and is a predicted model, not a curated record. The coding region runs from base 487 to 2301 and encodes 604 amino acids.